Messenger RNA from Caenorhabditis auriculariae, 6136 nucleotides. The record is from the annotation of a GenBank genome assembly. NCBI's taxonomy places the organism in Eukaryota, Metazoa, Nematoda, Chromadorea, Rhabditida, Rhabditidae.
AUGGAGCCAAAUACGCUACUAGUUACAGGUUCGUUUUAAAGUUUAAAAAAAGUGAAAAAUGUUUUUUUGAGCAAAAAAAUAUCUAUGACGAGGAGUCAUAGUAUUUUAAUAGCUGAAUUUCAGGCUCGAAAAAAAUUCUGAGCAAAAAAAUAGGUGCAAAAGUAGAGUUAUAGUAUAUUAUAGUUGAUUUUUGAAUCCAAAAAUGAAAAAAAAAUUUUUUUGUGCAGAAUUUUUAAGAAUAAGUACCAAAUCUAGCUUUUUUUAUUAUUCGAUUUUUUUCGGUUUUUAAAAAAAGAUUUUUUUGAGCAAAAAAAUAAAAAUUGAUUAAAAUCCUACAGUAGCUAUUACUGUCCUGGAGUUCUCAAAUUUUUUUCUGAAUUUUUUUCAGUCGGAUCCGCUAGAGGGCUCUAUUUGAAGAAUAAAACUGAAACAGAAGCUUAUGCCACGAUUACUUUACAGGUUUGUUUUUAAUUUUGAUUUUUUUCAAAGAUUUUUUUCAUUUCGAACGAUGCUCCAAUGAAAGAACUACUGAAGUUUUUGCGUUUUUUUCUGAUUUUUUUCUUGCAAACCUAAAUAGAAAAAAAUCGAGAAAAAAACUGUAAUUUGUAGUGUCGUUGGAGUUUUUUUGUAACGAGGCUCCAGAUGACAGCCAUUUUUAAUUGAAAAUUUCUUCUUUUUUGAGAUAGGGAAAGUAACAAGAUAUUUGGAAAAGAUGCUCCAAUUGAAAUUUUUUUACUGGCUUUUAAUAAAGAAAAGCAGGUAAUCAAUCCAAAAAGGUAGCAGAUUGGAGUUGAAGAUGACCGUCCUUUGGAGCAUCGUUUCAAAAAGAAAUUAUCGAUUUUUAAACCUUUUCUGCGUAUCUUGGGAGCGCCUCAGUGUCCACUAGAGGGGUUAGGGCAGAUCUUGAGUGGUCCCUAUAGUGGUCUUUUAGUUUUCCUUUUCCUUAUUGAAAGUCAAAAAUACGUUUAGGGACCCCUAGCAUGCUCCACUAGAGCGGCCACUAACUAAAACCCCUUUAGGGACCACUUUUGCAAGCUUUAGUGAUCCCUAUAGAAACACUCUAUCUUGCUUGAGAUAGUUUUCAAUCCUUGUUUGUGCAGGCUCUUUUUUAGAUUUCCUCUCUCCCAUUUUUUUUUGUCCGAAUAUUUGCCUUUUUCCAGGGAAAAGGCUCUUUGCGAAGUCGUGCCGCCACAGAGUUUGUACAUACACAGGGCGACUGUUUAUGGGACGAAACUUGUGAAUUGUGAGCUUUUCACAACAAUUUCUGUGGAAAAUGUGGAAUUUCCAGCAAAUUGAAUGAGAAAUGGACGACGGUUUGCGUCUCUGUGCAACACAAGGGCAAAAUCGGCUCCGGAGGUAGGUUUUUAGGCCAAAAAAUUGGAGUCUUAGGAGACAAUUGUGUGAUUUUUUUCAUUAAAAAAACCUUCAAGAAGGUCAAAAAAACGCAAAAUUUGAAUUAAUAAUUUUUUUAAAUGAAGCCGGAAAUUUUUGAAUAAUUUAUGGCUUUGCAGUGCAACUAAAAUCCUACAAAAACGGAGUUUUUUUCAAAAAAAUUUAUGUAUUUUUUUGAGAAGAAAAUGGUCCAAAAUAAAGUUAAUUAUUGUCAAUUUUUUUGUUAAGAAUUCAUUUCUAUAAUUUUUUUACAAUAAUAUUGAUGGGAAAAGUAUAAAUUUUUCGCUCCAAAAAUUUUUGAGAAAUUGGUCAGAUUUUUUUGAAGUUUUACGGGUUUUUAAGAAAAAAAUCGUGUAGAAGUGAAGCUCUUUGUACUAUUUAUUUGAAAAAGAGUGAAAUUUGAAGUUUCUGUAAUGGAAAAAAAUGGAGCAAAAAAAGGCAGUGAAAAAAACGAGUUUUUUCUUAUUGCUCAGAAAAUCACAAAGAAAGGAAUUUUUAGUACAUUUUUUUGAAUAAAAUUUCGAUUUUUUUAUUCAUUAACUUCUAAAAAAACUGAAGAAAACAAAAAUUUAUUCCAUUUGGUUAAAUCGGAUCAGUUUUUGAAAAACAAUCAAAAAUUUAUUUUUUUCAAUGAAACAGCAAAGGAAAGGUGAAUCGAGAUCAGCUUAUUCAUUUCGCUCAAGCUACACUGCAUCUACUACUUUUUUGCUCCCCCUGAUUUCUUUUUUUAAUUUUUUUUUUUUUGAGGACGAAUUUCCAAUUUCUCGAAUUUCUCAUGGUUUGAAGAGCGUUCUGUAUGAAAAAAACAACAUUGUACUAAAUCAAAAAAAUUGCAUUGGAAUUUUUUUAUGAUUCUCGCAAGAAGUUGUAAGAUCAUUUCUGCUUCAAUUUCAUAUCUGUUAAUAUGAGAGAUAAGAAGAUCCAGAUUGGUACAAAAUUGUGAGAAAAAAAUGAGAUUUUUUUGGGCUUUUUAAUAUUCAGAUUUGAUCGGCAAAUGUGAGCUGAGCCUCCAUGAUGCUCGGCAAUACGGUAGCACCACCUGGUUUCCGUUGAAGAAGAAGAGCGGAGACGAGAAAUAUAGGUUAUUUAUUUUAUAUCAUCCAAAAAAUAGAAAAUACAGACUUGUGUGCUCCAUGGGUAAUUGUGGGAGUUUUUAGCUAAAAUUUUUCUCCAAUCCUAUGAAAUUUUGAUCUUCAAUUCUCUUGACUUGAGCAAUUUUUCAUCAAAUGAGCCAAAAGGAGAGUCUCAAAAUGAUUCGAAGUGCUCCAAAUCGGGAAAAUCAACUACUUUACUACAUUUUGCAAGUAUUUCUACUCGAAGAAACCCAAAAAAAAAAGAGACAAAAUAGCCAUCUAGCGCGGAACUUGUGCGCUCCAUGGAUAAUCUUCGAAAAGCUUCAAAAGUUGCUCCUUUUUUCAAAUUUCUACUUGGCAUGAGCAAUUUUUAAUCAAAUGAGCCAAAAGGUGAGUCUCAAAAAGAUUAGGAAGUGCUCCAAAUCGGAAAAAGCAGCUAUUUUACCACAUUUUGCAAAUAUUUCUUCUAUAGAACAGUAAAAAAAGGAAGAAGAGACAAAAUAGCCGUGUAGGGCGGAACUUGUGCGCUCCAUGGAUAAUCUUCAAAAAAAGCUUCAAAAGUUGCUCCUUUUUUGAAUUACUUGACUUGAGCAAUUUUUAAUCAAAUGGGCCAAGAAGAACGUCCUGAAAUGAAUCGAAAAUGCUGCGGAUUUAAAAAAUCAACUGGUUUGAAAAAUCUUUGAUGUAUUUCUCCCCAAAGAAUAGCAAAAAAAGAAGAGAAAAAAUAGCCGUCUAGGGCGGAACUUGAAACGGAUCGAAAAUGCUGCGGAUUCGAAAAAUUAACUAUCUUGAAACAAUUUUCCCGCCUUUCAGAAGUUUUUAAGACUUCUCUGCGCUCUCUUCUGCUUUUCAAAUGUUCCUAUGACCUUUGAGUUGAGAAAAAAGAGGGAACAGACAGGUCAGAAAAUUCCUAGCUCUGAUAGAUGCUCCUAAUAACAGACUUUUCACGAUUUUAAAUGUCAUGAGGAUCAGUUGCACUUUUUAAAAAAAUAGAGUUCAAUUUUUACCUUGUACCUGCGCCCGAAUUUGUACGGCUUCUUCUCAUGAUGUAGGAAGCUUUCCUGAGUCGAAAAGUUUCUGUUGGCCAGACAUUUACGACUCUAUUUGUCAUUGAAUUCAAAAUCGUUUCAUAGUCUUUGAAAGAAUGGCAAAGUUCUCAGAAAUUUCCAGUAUGAACGGUAUUUUUUUUUUUCAAAACCAGUAGAAACGGUCAAGUUACUCUCUACCGAAACUCUCUGAAAUAUAAGAUCAAAAGAAAAUUUUUUCAGAGGCGAGGUGCAGCUGUGCUUCAAGUUCAGCUUCGAGAAGCCGACCCUCUCCGUCUCCAGCAUGUCGCUGAACAAGGUGGAGAAGGAGGGCGGCGUCCUGAGCAACCUCAAGAAGAAGAUCAAAAUGGCGAAACACAAGCACGCCGAGGACACCAUGUCGAUGGCCAGUGGCAUCAGCGCCAUGAGCAUCAAGAGCAACAAGAGCAACCGGUUUUUCGACAAGAUCAACCGCACGUUCGGAUCCAAUAAGUGCGGGUUUUUUGCGAUAUCGCGUGAAGUUUAUGUUCUGUAAAGAGUGGUGCAAAGGGUAAGAACCAUAGAUUAGUAGGAGAUUAGACUAGAAAAAAUGUGUUACUUGAGAGAUUUUUGCGACAUCGUGUAAAGUUUAAGCUCUAAAAGUAGUCGUACGAAGGGUAAAAAAACCAUUAAAUAAUAGGAGAUUAAACUAAAAGUUUUCGCGAUAUCGCCUUUUGACUUUUGCGAUAUCGCGAAGGUUGAAAAGUGAAAAAAUUAGGAGAUUUGGCUAGGUAACUCUAAUAAGUAAAGAAAAAAGACUUUCAGGUCAAAUAUGGGAGUUUUUCAGAUAUAGUUUGACUUUCAAGCUUCAAAAAUCAAUUUCACAUUUGUAUUGCCUUUAAAUUGACUUAUUCUACUCUAAGUUAUUGCCAGAUCCACAACCCUGCCACCGGGGACGUUCCUCGCCGCCCCAGGACUUUCUUCGCCCCAUCUUGACCGGACCGGCAGCUCCAAUGCCAUGUACGAGUCUUGUCUCAACGGCUCAUCUAGAAUCGCCAAUCCGGAGAACUCGAUCGAUAAUCAUAGGUUAGAACUUUAUUUUUCGGCUCUUAUACAAGAUAGCUGCUUUUUCGGUGCGAGAGAAAAGCGAUAUCGCUAGCGGUAUCACAGAUUUCCUGUUGCGACAUCGCGUUUAUCUCGCACUCCAAAACUUCAAAACUCGAGAUCGCGCCAAAAAAAUAAGCCUGUCACUUUCGCGAUGCCGCCAGCGACAUCGCUUUUAUCUCGGCAGUUAUACAAGUAUUUUCACAGCGGGUACAAUCCGUUCGACGAGUCUCCGGCCAGGUCGCCAGUCAUUGGCUACGCUCCCCAGGAAAGGAAGUCCAGUGUCAUUCCGCCUGCCCCUUCGGCCCGCUCUAGCCUGGCCGCUGGGAUCAUUUCUCCAUCGGUAAUUAUUAGCCGCUGAGAAUAAUAUUUAUUUUUCCGACUUUGGGCUUCCCUAGCCGGAUCUUUACAACGGGGCGGAAGCAUCAGAAGCAUCGCCUCUUCCGGAUUCGAAUCCUCCAAACAUCAGGUUCCUUUGGAAUCCUCUUCGACUACUCCCGAAUUCAGUUCCAGCAGAAGCAGCUCGACGCCUCGAACGGUCAGGACCUUCUGGCGGUCAUCGACAGCCUCAAGCUGGAGCUGCAGGUCAAGGAUUCCCGGAUGAAGGACAUGCAGGAGUAUAUGGACAAUUUGGUGAGUUUCGGCUUGGAAUAAGUCGAUUUUCUCAAAGAUCUGAAGGAACCUUUACGAGCUUACUAGACCCAAGGAGAAAAUACACUUUUUCCUGGAUUCUUGGAGAAAUAUGGGUUUUUUUUUGAAGAAACUCUGUGGAAAUGGUCUAGGGGGGUACAGUUCGGAAUUUACGACCUUGGAACUAUUUUUUAAGGAAAAAAUUUUUUUUAAGCUUAGAAGCUUAGAAAGCUUAUUAAAGGAGCAGGAGAGUGAAUCAUCUUUUUUUUUGAAUGGAAUUUUUUAAAUGAGCCGAGAAAAAAAGGACUGAGGAAAUACAGUUUAGAGUUGUGAGCCUUGGCUUCAUUGGGCAUGAUUUUUUUUUUUCCAUCUAUAGAAGCUUAGAACGCUUAUUAAAGGCGCAUAAGAAAAAAUGAUCGUGUUGAGAUUUUUUUGGCUUUUUUUGUUUUGAGCUUCUAGUUUUAUAGCGCAAUUCAUUCAUGAUUUUGUUAUUUUUUAAUCGAUAACCAAUGCUUCCAAUUUUGGCGCUUAUUAAAGGCGCAGAGGAUACUUUUUCGUUUCGAGACUAUUUGAAAAGUUUUUAGCUGGGUUUUGUAUGAUUUUUUGAUGGAAUAGCGCUUAUAAAUUGAAAUUUUCAGACUCUGCUCGCCUUGAAAUUUUAUUAUUAAAGGCGCAUAAGUUCUAUAUCUCGUCUCGAGACCAUUAAAAAUGUUUUUUUGAUGCAGUUUGAGCUUGUGUUUUGAAAAAAAAAAAUUCAAAAAUAGGUCAUUAAAAAUUGAAAAAAUGGAAAUUUGAUAACCUUUUUCGAGAACAUUUCUCAAUGCAGCUAUGUCCCUUUAAUAACAUUUUUUUCAGAUCUCACGGGUCAUGGUGAAGAAUCCGGAGCUGUUAGCGGCUCCAGUUGGCGAGAAGCCAAAACGACGAUUCUUCUGA